CAGCAUGCACCUGGGUGAGCAGCGAGUCAGCACAGCACAGGGUGAGCAGCCACAAGACAAUUGUACGUGUUUGUUUCCUUCUUUGAAAUAAAGUGACGCAAACAGAAGGAACAGAUUGUCUGGACAACCUUGCUGCGUAAGAGAAACAAACCAGUGGGCGCAUCAGUGUCCCUUUGAGACAGUGUUUUAUCGGUCCCAAGGACAAAUGGCCACUACGCCGAUCAUUUAAUAUUUAGGUUCAACGCCUAAGGAGGAACGCGUAUUGGUCAAAGUCGAGCAGUCCUGAACAACGCUCGUCCAAUCCUAGCGCUUGAAUGCUACGCGGGGCGGGGCUUACAGAAACACAUCACCGGGCCUGCUUCACAGGCGCAUGCGCAACCUCCAGGCUUUCGUCAUACGGAAGAAAACACGCUGCUUGCGUCCAGCAGCCUGCCGAGUAAAAGGGCGGAAAUCUUUCAUAAAGGGUUGACAAUGGUUGAAAAUUAAAUUAAGCAAACACUGAUCUUUUCGGGAUGAACACCACGUUGAAGCACUGGAGGGAGGCGGCCACUCUCAUUUUAGCCGCAGGUCACAAGCUCGGUGCGGACAGUUUAGCGUCAAGGACACCGCUGACAGCCGCUGCAGCUUCCCCGCUGACCGGCGGCCAAGGACGGUCACACCUGCCGCACAAGUCCUGCUUUGACUACGACGUUUUACUCCUUAAACGAAGCAGUAAAAGCGGAUUCAUGCCCAAUGCGUGUGUGUUUCCCGGCGGCUUGGUGCACGCUUCGGACUUUUCGAGCGAAUGGCUGGACGUUUUCAAGACUUUCAGCAAGUCCCCUAAUUUCGGUUUGAGAAGUGUCACCCAGCCGGGAGACACGAGACCCCCGCUGUUCGCCACGGACCGACUGAAACUGGGCUCCCCCAUCCCCGGAGAGGUGGCCUUCCGCAUCUGCGCCCUGCGGGAGACGUUCGAGGAGUGCGGCGUGCUGCUGUUCGUGUCGAAACAGGAGGAGAAAGGUUUAUUAAACAGCAUAGAGAGCAGAGGAGCCCCUGAACCAGAAGGUCCACUACAUAACAAAGCAAACGAGCUGUGCAGUCGUGACCUCAACAAGUGGAGGGAUCUGGUCAACCAGAACCCCUCUAACUUCAUCCAGAUGUGCAGAGAGUUGGAGGUGUUGCCCAACAUCUGGGCUUUACACGAGUGGGGCAACUGGCUGACCCCCGAGGGCCGAUACGGCGUGAAAAGGUUUGACACCGCUUUCUUCAUCUGCUGCCUGCAGGAGAUCCCACCAGCACUCCAAGAUGACAAAGAAAUCGUGUCCGUUAAGUGGUCUACACCCUCAGAGGUUCUCCAGAACUACCAGGCACAGGAGUUUUGGAUCGCCCCUCCACAGGUCUAUGAGAUCAGUCGCAUGUGCCGCUUACCUCUGCUGAAUGACCUCCACAACUUCUCCAGCCGGCGGGCCACAGAGGGCUGCGAACAGCUGCUGCCUGUCCUUUCCUCAAAAGAUGAACACUUCACAGCACUGCUGCCAGGUGACAGAUGGUACCCGUCGGCCACCUCAGGGGAAGCUGCGUCGGGUACGAGCUCAGAUCCUAAGCUGGAGGAUCCUCAGGAGGAAGAGUCGUCACUGCACCGCAUCGUGACAGUCGAUCCGUACACGAUAACUCUACAGAUCAAUAUCACUCCCAAGUACAACCAUCUACUACCCGUCUUAGGGCAGACCUUCCCGUAUGACUCAAAAAGUAAGCUUUGACACGCCGGUCUUUUGAGAACUCGUCUUUGUACAUCCAAGCCAGCCCCCCCCGGCAUUGUGUUUGGGGUAUUACUGUUUCUAAAUCCUGGUGUGUCGAGGCUUCAAGCCGGGACAGUGUGACACGUGCACAAUACUGGAAACCUGAAACUGAAACGGCUUCAGUCGCAGUUGAUUUUAACAUUAACACCGGUUGCAUUUGCUACUGUGACAAAACGUCUUCAGUGGCAACGGUUUAUUGAGCUUAGACUCUUUUUCCUGCAGUUCAUCUCCUUUUAGGAGGGUUAUAAAUCCUGGAAGAUUUUGAGUAUAUAUUUUUUGGAUCAGUUGUAAUGCCUGUGAGCUCUGUGAGAGAUCUUUGUUCACUCCAUGCACGGAGAGGCUUUGUGCCACGAGAGGGAGUUGAAGACCAAGUGCAGUUUCUGCUCCACAGUACUUCAGCUCCAUAGUGUUGAUCACAGUAUACUGUGUGUAGAGAAGCAUUUCCUUUUCUUAGAUCUCCUCAUUCUGCUGCCUACUGUAUGAUUUAUCAAAUGUGACAAUACUGACAACGACCAUGAAGACUACCGCUCACUCCUUUUACCCUUUGAAUAUUACAGCUUCCACUACCAAUAACUACAAUAUCUUAUACCACACCAUAUGGUAUAUGGCCAUAUAUUAUUCAAAACAUAGUACUAUUACUAGUGUAUGAAUAUGAUAAUGGAAGCACAGUAUCAGGUUGCAGUUUUGUUUAACAAUGCUGUACUGACAUCUGGUGGACAAUUGGGACCUUGGUAUAGUCAAAUCAAUUAUUUUUGUAGCUUCAGAUGUAAAAGAUUGUAAAGUUUCCCUGCAGUAAGCCUCUCACACCCACCAAUCCAAGAGUUCUUUGUAGCUUUUUUCCACAUGGUUAAGUCCAUAAUGUUUAGACUAUCAGAUUCAUAACCAUUUAUCUUCAGUUGUGUAGUCGAAAACAAAUAUAUUAUUUCAUAAUACUGCAUAAUCACACUCCACUAACUGUGUGUGACUGUACCUUGAGAGAGCCUGUAACCCUACAAUAGAAAGUAUAUGAUGUAAUAGUCAGGUCAGGGAAAUACAGUGCGGUUAUUUGCUCAAAUCAGAAAUACACAAAAAUGUCCACUUUGUGCUCAAUAAGAUGUAUAUAUUUAAUAAACACCAUAGCUUCCACAA
Gasterosteus aculeatus aculeatus (three-spined stickleback) is the source of this 2906-nucleotide messenger RNA. RefSeq names its product nudix (nucleoside diphosphate linked moiety X)-type motif 19 (gene nudt19). Gene Ontology annotation, cellular component: mitochondrion. Gene Ontology annotation, molecular function: hydrolase activity, acting on acid anhydrides, in phosphorus-containing anhydrides. The record is from RefSeq and is a predicted model, not a curated record. Lineage: Eukaryota; Metazoa; Chordata; Actinopteri; Perciformes; Gasterosteidae.